GAGAAAUUGCCUCUUUUCCUGUAUAUUCUAUAAAUCAGUUUAAAAUGGCUUCUAGAUUCACCCGUUUGACUACUGCUGUCCCUAAGUUGGCUCGCGGUUACGCUGCUGCUCCUACUUCUGUUAAGGCUCCCAUUACUCUUUUCGGUCUUGAUGGUCGUUACGCCACUGCCCUCUACACUGCUGCUGCUCGUCAAAACGUUCUUGAAGCCGUCGAAAAGGAUCUUAAGACCCUCAACCAAGCUGUUGAAAAGGAUGAAAGCCUCAAGGCUUUCUUGGAAAACCCCACCAUCAACCGUGGCGAAAAGAUGCAAGGUAUCAACAGUGUCUUGAAGAAGGCUGGUAAGCCUAGUGAAAUUACCCAAAACUUUUUUGAAGCUUUGGCCGAAAACGGUCGUUUGAACCAAACUUCCAAGGUUAUUGAUGCUUUCUCUGAAUUGAUGAGCGCUCACCGUAACGAAUUGCCUCUUGUUGUUACAUCUGCCAAGGUAAGAAAACUCCAUGAUAUAUAGAUAAGAGAGAUUAACUAUUGUGUAUGAUAGGCUUUGGAUAAGUCUGCCUUGAACAAGAUUGCUGAAUCCCUUCAAAAGUCCAACCUUGCUGAAGGUAAGAAGCUCCUUGUCUCCAACAAGGUUAAGCCCGAUAUUCUUGGUGGUCUUUUGGUCGAAGUUGGUGACAAGAGCAUUGAUUUGACUGUUUCUUCCAAGCUCGCCAAGUUGAACAAGUUGAUCACUGACUCUGUUUAAAUGUGUUUGUGCUCUCUCUUUCUUUUUUUCCUCUUUAAAUACAAUUCAUUUCCACAUAUAAUGUACUUAUAAAAAACUUAAAAAAGACACUUUAUUCUUUUUUGUCUCAUCA
Messenger RNA from Gilbertella persicaria, 855 nucleotides. RefSeq names its product ATP synthase delta subunit-domain-containing protein. Gene Ontology annotation, molecular function: proton-transporting ATP synthase activity, rotational mechanism. Lineage: Eukaryota; Fungi; Mucoromycota; Mucoromycetes; Mucorales; Choanephoraceae. Gene Ontology annotation, biological process: proton motive force-driven mitochondrial ATP synthesis. The record is from RefSeq and is a predicted model, not a curated record. The coding region runs from base 45 to 509 and encodes 154 amino acids. The transcript is spliced from 4 exons.